UACAUGCUACCGAACCCAGCCUUCGAAGUGGCCAAUCAUGGGAGAGCCUCCAUUUUUGAGGUUUGAUUCAAAAGCAUAAUACCAACAACCCCAAUACAAAACAAGGAAAAGAGAAAGAAGAGAAGGAAAUACAAAAGAAUGGAGGGUCUGCUUCCAAUGGUUUUCAAGGCGAUCAAAAGGAACAGAAGUCGGCGAAAAUACAGAUGCCUUUCAUCCGGUGCGGCUGAGAGUUACAUGAGCAUCUCAGAAGACUACUACGUUGAGCCCGGGCCGCACACGAUGAGUAUGAUGAUGAGGACCACGUCUGCUUGUUCCAUGCCUCAAAUUCAAAAGAUGAAGGCUCACCGCCGCCACAAAUCGGUGGGGGACUAUGCAUUUGGAAUGUCAACGCCGGAGACUAUUCACAACACAAUAAGAGAUGAUGGUUAUGAUGAUGUUGGUGUUCGUGUUGGUAAUAAGAAAGCUCAACUGGUGCGGUUUAGUAGUCGCCGGUUCAGGAUGUUCUCCUGUGUUGGAGGUUCCAAUUAAUCAUACUUCUAUAUUUAUCUUCCUCUUGUCAUGCAAUACAUUCAUCUCUGCCUUUUUUUUUUUUUUUUUUUGUCAAGAAAACUCUGUCAAUAUUUAGUUAUCUCAUCAAUCCCUAUGGUCCAGUUGAUCCUUCGUUUUUUCUAAGGGGAAAAUCGGAAGGAAGAAUGAAUAAAAAAAAAAAGAAAAAAAAGAAAACCUUGCUGUGCUGUAGCCAAGAAAUGUAAGGCAUGCCGAUGACUUUUUGUUGAAGUUUAAUUGGUUAUGACAAGUGAAAAGCAAAUUCGGUGAAGUUUGCCUUUUCUUUUGUGAU
This is a messenger RNA of Morus notabilis, 838 nucleotides long. RefSeq lists its product as uncharacterized. NCBI's taxonomy places the organism in Eukaryota, Viridiplantae, Streptophyta, Magnoliopsida, Rosales, Moraceae. Bases 139 to 528 code for a protein of 129 amino acids. The transcript has a single exon. The record is from RefSeq and is a predicted model, not a curated record.